UACAGAGUGAGUGUGUGGUAGUGACGUAUGCAGGUAACAUAUCGUCUACGAUACGAUCAUGCUUACAAGUACGAAAUGGUUAAUGAUUCUUACAUGUCUGAUGGGUGCUACUAAAUAUGCGUAUUCAAUAUUCUGCUACGACUGCAACAGCGCGUACGAUCCGCGUUGUGGCGAGGAGUUCGACCCUUUCAGCCUGGGCGUCGUUAACUGCUCGCUCAAGGACCCACUCGAGCACAUACCACCGGUCGAGUCCAAAUUCUGCCGCUCCAUUAAGAUGGAAAUAUACGGCAAAGUGCGCGUCGUCCGGGGCUGUGGGUUCCUAACAGAAGAGAACGAGAAGAUAGGCGACCCUCCCUGCAGACGACAGACUGGUACCGGCGACCUGUUCGUGACCUAUUGUACCUGCGAUACCGAUCUUUGUAACGACGCCGCUUUGAAUGGUGGCGCUAGUGUACUCGCUCUAAUAUUACUUAGCCUGCUUCUGGUGUGUUGAAUAAAUAAAUAAUACCGUAUUUUAUUGUUAUUGCUUUGUGUGAACGGAACGCGCUUAGGACUCUUAUAUUGCCUA
Molecule: messenger RNA, 568 nt
Organism: Papilio machaon (common yellow swallowtail)
Lineage: Eukaryota; Metazoa; Arthropoda; Insecta; Lepidoptera; Papilionidae
Exons: 3
Coding region: 59-493 (144 amino acids)
Biological process (GO): regulation of synaptic transmission, cholinergic; sleep; positive regulation of voltage-gated potassium channel activity
Source: RefSeq, a predicted model, not a curated record